Molecule: messenger RNA, 1017 nt
Organism: Guillardia theta CCMP2712
Lineage: Eukaryota; Cryptophyceae; Pyrenomonadales; Geminigeraceae
Exons: 16
Coding region: 1-1017 (338 amino acids)
Source: RefSeq, a predicted model, not a curated record
AUGACAAGUAUUAUGGAGUCACUUGCUGAAUUUUCCUCCUCCUGGUUCACUUACUCAAUUGCUGAUCUUGAAGAACAAUCCAAAGACAAGAAGAAAGAGGAGAGGGGACGAUUUACUGGGAAGGUCUGCUGGUCGUGGUUGAAGAGGAGGGACGAAACUUGUUGUUGCAGCGAGGCAGGCAAGGGGGAGCUCAAGCAUGUCGGAAACCUCCGAGAUGGUUUUCCUUGCGCUCAGCACAUCAACUCCUUGUUUGGAAACGGAAAGGACUGUACGCCGGGAGCAGGAAGGUGCAGUGGAGCGCAUUGGUCAGAAGAGAGGUUUUCUUUGCCCUGGGGUUGUGACGGGAUCUUGAUUGUUGCUGAAAGCUCGAGCCUCUCCAUUGAGACGUCCAGGGAGGAGGCGAGCCAGCAGGAGGUGGAUUGUGAGCGACUCCUCCGCAUCUUGGUGGAGGAGAAGGAGACGUUGAUGAAUGCUCACUUGGAAGUGUUCCUGCGAUCGCCAUGGGUGGAAAGGUUUCGUCAAGACACAAGACUGGCGAGCUUGCUCAAGUUCAAGAACAGGAGCAAAGAGAUCACAGAAGCUAUGGCUGCAGGAGAUCAAGUUGUCAUGCUCGAUGUCUGCUCCGGGAAAGGGUUCACAGGCCUCCUGCUCUCCUUGGAGUUUCCUCGCGCCUCCGUGUACUUGCUCGAUGCCAAUGGCAACAUGAACAUGUCGCAUUGUUCGUCCCAGGAUAACCUCUCCUUUCUCCACUUCGACCUCUUCAGCAGCAGAGCGGCGGAGGUGCUCGUGGACAUCGCGGGGAUGAAGACAGUAAUCGCAGUUGGGAUGCACCUUUGCGGCUCCCUGUCUCCCCGACUGAUCGAUUUGUUCGCCUUCCUCCCCGCGGCCAAGGCCCUCGUGCUCUGCCCUUGCUGCCUCCGGGGAUACCUCGGAAAGACGGUCAAGGCGGCAGCAAAGGAGUCAGGACGGGGCUAUGACGAGACGCUCUGCGAGGUUCUUGCGGACAUGUUGAGGUGA